This is a messenger RNA of Canis lupus familiaris (dog), 5132 nucleotides long. It is a transcript of the gene C1H18orf63, whose product is annotated as chromosome 1 C18orf63 homolog. NCBI's taxonomy places the organism in Eukaryota, Metazoa, Chordata, Mammalia, Carnivora, Canidae. Bases 148 to 2391 code for a protein of 747 amino acids. The transcript has 15 exons. The record is from RefSeq and is a predicted model, not a curated record.
GCCGAGGACAGACGGAGCUCCGGCCGCCCUGAGCGCGCUGAGCAGCCUUUGAAGGCCGCAGCCGUUGACCCGGCCGCUGCUGGAAGCCGUUCAAGGGAAAACCAGUCGUUCUAGCGGGAAACGUGUUGGAAGUGACACUAACGAAUUAUGGCCCAGGGCCUGAUGGGCUCUUUGUGUUCGGGCACCUUCACUUUUGAUGCCGUUGAGGGCCUGAGAGCUGAGACAUUCAGUCAACGGGAAAACAUGAAUGAUCCUAGACAGCAAUCACUGUUCUUCAUCACACCUCCAGAUUUAUACAAACUCUGUGCUGUCAAGAUAAUAUUGAGUAAUCAGGUGGCAGAUACUGAAAUUAGGAGUACACAAAUGAAGAUGUGCAGGCAAUUGCUAUAUAUGCACCAAGAUAUUCUUGUGUCACCUGUGCCUGGAAUAUUAAGCCAAAUUUGGGUAGUGAUGGCGAUACCAUUUUAUAAAGCUGGAAAACUUAAUGCCUAUAUUGAAAAUUGUGGAGCUAAAGUAGAGGCUCCACAAAGAGUAAUUCCUGUAAUUCUUCAAAAUUGCCUUUCAUAUUCACUCAUGUCUAGACUUGCUCCAGCCUGGAAUAAAACUGGCCAUCUCUUGGUGCAAGGAAGAGAAUUUCUUUCUCAAAUGGGAAAGCAAAGUGCUGUUGUAUUAGACAUCAAUGUAACUGAAACUCAAGUUUGUCUAAGUAUAGAAGCUUACACAAUCAGAUUGCCACCACCUGAGGAUGAGAACAUAAUUUAUGAUCCCAAAUGGAUACUUCUGAGAAUGAAAGGGAAACUAACCUACUGGGAUACUGGCCCAACAUACAUAAACUGGAGGCUAAGAGAAUUUGGUAUUUCCCAGAGUAUUAUAAAGGAUUUUGAUACUAACAACAAUGCUGUCAUUGAAGGACAUUCAAUUUUAAACAACUGGUGCUACGUUUUGCCAAGUAUGAAAAGGGGACAAAUAAUAAGUAUUCUUCACACCACACCCCCUGACUGUCCUUUUCACUCAUAUGAAGAUUUCCGGAUGCACUGGGAUGACUUGUAUGGCUAUAAACUUCCAGAAGAUUGUGGAAAUACUAAAAUUUACUGCAGCAUCUACUUCAAAAUGAUAGGAGAAAGAAUCUUCACAUACCCUCUCAGCUGCAUCAGAAGUCAGCCCAUUCAGUUCUUUCCAAGAGUAGAUUUGGAAGGUGUGUUGAAAAGUUUCCUUUCAGACUUAAAAUCUAAAUUGCCUCAGAUAUGUGGCUUUCCCAUAAAGAUGACAACUAAGGCAUGCUACUACACACAAGAACUAAUGAAACCUCAUGUACAGGAAAACAAAACCAAGGCAUUUAAUGUGACCACUAAACAAAUGUUCAGUUCCUCUCUGACUCAGGCCCCUUCCACAAGACCUGCUCUGGCUGAGCAUCUUCGAUGGUGUUCAGUAGCUGUGGACCACAAGGUGGAGCUUUCAGGCAGCCAUCUGAAGAAGCCUUGGGUGCCCUCAACUCUGCAGCUCCAGCAAGAAGCUGUUCAGAACAGAAAGAAAGCCCUACCUGACAAGGCACCCCAAGUACAUAUGGAAGUACCAAAGCCCAACAGAGGAAAGAUUCAAGUUCAAGGCACAAAUUUCACCUCCCAGAAUAAUAUUGUCCCUAAAUUUAUACCAUUUUUCAAAAAUCAAUCAUUACAGAUGAACAAAAAUAUCUUAGAACCUGGCAAUCUAAAAAGAAAACAGCUUGUUACAGAAUCUAAAUUUUUUUCACUUAAAGCUGGCGUGAUGCAAAAUGACAAACUGAAUUUAGAUCCAGCUAUUAAAAAAAGAUCUAAUCAUAACAUUCAGAUGAAUACCAGAAAUUUAAAUCAGAAGAUUUCUAGACUUCUACAAGAAAAAAACACUGGGUCCUGUGAAAAUAUAAAACAUCCCCCUUCUAAUGGAGAAUCAUCAACUAUGAGUUUAAAUGAAAGUAAACACCUGUCUAAUAGUUUACUAUUUCAGAUGUCAAAGAACAGGAUAGGCGUAAUAAACAGUGCUGUUGACUUCCAAGUGAAUGGAAAAGAACAUUUAACAAGCAAACAUAUAACACAAAUUUUAGGGAAAGGCCAUGAGUCAGUGAAAAUAAAACAACCACACAUUUUUGAAUCAGAUACAGAAACAGAAGAUGCCCAAGUACUACAGUGGCAAUCAAUAAAUGAAACUAUAAAAGUUGGUGUAAAUGACCACAAAUUGAUAAUAAGCAAAACAUCCCACAGGUCUAAAAGAAAAUUGUGUCAGGAAUCUUCAAAAACUUCAAAGAGAUCUCAUUCCAAUACCAUCCAUUAUGGACAGUCCAGUUUUUCUAGGAACAAGAUACAUGAUGUGGACAAAUCAAAAGCUCAGAAAUCUCUCAUCAUCCCUAAAGCUUAGAACAUGGAUAUGAAAGAAGGAAAUAUCCACCAGAGAUAAUCACUCUGAACAUGGAUGGACAUUUGCACGCUCUUGUGAACAUGGAAUCAGGCCCCACACACUGCUGUGGAACCUCCUUUAACACUUGAAAAUUGUUGUUGUCAUGGGUGCAUAGUAUUUAUUCCAUAGCUGGUGGGUCUACUAUAUUAACUGUCCCUACCGAUUCACAUUUUAGAUCCAACUCUUCGCUGUGGUGACAAUAUUGUAUACAGUAUUGUUAGUUGAAAAUACCUUUAUUUUCAAAAAUAUCUCUAUUUUUAUGGAGAUUUAUUUGAACUUAUUUUUAUUAUUGAAGAUUUCAAGCUUUACAAAGUACAGAUAAUAGUGUAAAGAACCUCUAAGUAUCAACAAUUCAAUUACUAAUACUCAACUUCAACAAUUACUAAUAUUUCAUCACUCUAUUUCACCUAUUUCUCACAGAUCCACUUUUUUACUGUACUAUUUUAAAGCAAAUUAAGUAUCAGAUUGGUCAUCUAUAAACACUUGAGUAUAGCUCUCUACCAGGCAAGAGAUAACAUAAUUUAAAGAAAAAAAAAUGUAUGUCUGUACAUUCCAUUUUUGGCAUGUCUACAGUAUCUUUACUAACUCAUUAAAUUUUACUUUAGUCUAACAUGCAAACUGACAGGAAUCCCUCGAUAAACAUUAAACCUAUUUCACAAAGUAGCCAGCUAAAGCCUUCAAUCAUACAACCAAAAUACUGGCAUGAAGAUUUAUUUCUUCUGCCAUACGUAUGUGCUCUGUGCCAGGCAGUGGACCAAGCACUGUGCUACUGAAAUGACAAAACUGCCAUUGGCUGUGUAGUCUAAUCUCUAGCCAGCUUAUUCUGGGUUCCUGGCAAAGAUGUAGGGGUUGUGUAUGUACAAUGAAGCAAAUUCUAACAAUGACGUUUUGGUCUAUAUUGCAAAUAAAUUACUGAACUUAUAAAAAGAAACAAAGAUUCUCACCUAAUUAGUAUUAUUCUGGCUUUCAAACAUUUUAGAUGUUUAAUUUGCAAAAUGUGAUAUAAUUCUUGUAAGAUAUUUAAAAGAUUAAAAAUCCUCAUUAAUAUUCUACUGAAAUAAUUCUUCAUUAAAUUUUUAAAACCCCAGCAGAGAGCUGAGUGUAAGUUUAACUUUGAUUUUUUAAUGUGAUUAACUGUUUUUGCUACCUCACUGAGUCAUUGCAAUUAAAGGCAAAAGUGAAUACAAACUCUGCUUCAAAACUGUAAAUAUAGUUCUUGCUCUUGAAAUUGCAUGUGGUUAAUCAAUUUACCUGUAUGUCUUUUAUUGGAAGCAUUUGUUUUUCCAGAGUAUUUCUAUUUUAAAAUAUUAUUUUAUAAUUUUCAUAGGCAAACACAACUAGUUUAAAGCCCAUUUUGAAUGUGCCUUGCUCAUUCUAAAACUACUAUGAUAACUAGUAGACUGCAGUAAAAAACAAAUGGUAUGUCAUUGUGUUUGUGAGGUGGUGAUGACAAUAUUUGUUAAAGAAAUUACUAUGAAUAAGGAUAUAUUUUUGGUCACUCAGUUGUCCACAGCAUGUACUUCUUGAAACCAGUCUUUCCUUUUGUUCCAUACAUUCCUAGCCACCUUCCUGCUACUGUCCAGUCAUCAUGCUUUAGUUAAAAGACUAAGCAAAAUAAUUAAAAAGAUAAAUCCACUGCUUAGUGUGUAGUAUCUUCCAACUCUUUAAAUAAUCUUGCUAGCUCCUCCUCCACUCCAUUAGUGUCUAAAACUAAUUUUUAGGAUAGUAUUUCAUUUAGAUCAAUGUUAAUCUACAUGGCAAAGCCUGCGUAUUGAGGAUCAGUCUAUUUUCUGGUGUAAAGUAGGUUUGUUUUUCAUCUUACAAUAUUCUAAUUAAACCAAAAUAUAUAUGAUAUAUGUGUAUGCAUGGUAUGUAUGUACAUAUAUAUGUAUGUAUGAUAUAUAUAUGAUUUACUAUAGAGAUACACAAGCGAAUUGAUUAUUUACUAUUUCAUGUUCAGAGAAGUUACAGACUAAAUUGCUGGGCUCAAACUCACUGAAGAAAUUAAUGAAGAUUUUGGCUCAUUUUAAAGAUUAUUAUUUGAAAGCCAGGAUAAUUUCAAAUCUAAUUAGGGAAAACUAAAUUAUGCUAUCUUGUUUAAAUUUUUGGUGAUUUAUAUGCAUUGUGGACACCACCCUUACCCUGCCCUCAACUCAUUCUUCACAUUCCAGUUGUAUGCUAGUUUUUGAAUCAUUACAGUUUUAAACCAUAAAUAAUUUUGUUUGCUUUUAUGCAGAACUUUAAAAGACAUGGCAAUAUGCCAAAAUUAAUGCUAUGAGUCAUCUUCAUAGAAAUGUAAAAAUGCUUUUCAUGUACUAUUUAUAUUUCAAAUUACAGUGGUUUUUUGCUUACUAUAUUUGAAUUUUUCUACUUUUAUUUUUUAUAUAUUACUAAAAUUAUACAUUAUUAUAUAUUAUUUUCUUUGUAUUUGUUGCUUACCGUAGCAAAUAGGUAAAAAAAUAUAUAGGUUUGUCAAUUACUAAGCAGUUCACUAACCAGUUUUUGCACUCUGUCAAAUUUCACAUCAUCUAAUGUUAUGCUGGAACUAACAAUAUAUUGGUGUUCACUGAUAACUUAAGAAUGGUCAGUAUUUAUAAUUGUUUAAAGAUGUCAGGGCCAUUAUUUAUUGAUGCUUAAAAGGUCCAUGUUGUAUCCUAUAUAGCAUUUUAUUUUAAAUAAGAAAAUAAAAGUAUUCAGAUAGA